Purpureocillium lilacinum is the source of this 1728-nucleotide messenger RNA. RefSeq lists its product as uncharacterized. NCBI's taxonomy places the organism in Eukaryota, Fungi, Ascomycota, Sordariomycetes, Hypocreales, Ophiocordycipitaceae. The record is from RefSeq and is a predicted model, not a curated record.
AUGCGAUCGCACGUCCUUGUCGGCGCAGCGUCCUUGCUGGCCGCGUCAGUAGCUGCAAGCCCGACGGUUGUGGACAAACAGCACCAGGUCACCUACCGCGGCCUCGAGCGUAACGGCAUCGAAGCUUUCCUCAACGUUCCCUAUGGCCAGAACACGGGCGGGUCCAAUCGUUUCAAGCCUCCAAAGCCCUACGUCGCGAAAAGAGGCAGCACAAUCGACGCGCGCGCCUAUGGACCGGCCUGUCCCCAGGCGCUCGGAGAGUGGGUGCUGCCCAUCGCACUCAGCAAUGUCACCGAGAUUUCGGAGGACUGCCUCAACCUGAACGUGGCUCGGCCCAAGGGUACAUGCUCCAACGACCGGCUGCCCGUCAUGGUCUACAUUCACGGUGGGAGCUUCUGGGCGGGGCAGAACUCGGAGCUAAACAUCAGGCCGGACGGGAUGGUUCUCGAGUCGACCGCGAAUGGACUACCCAUCAUCCACGUCGCCAUGAACUACCGCCUGGGCUUCUUUGGCUUCGCGCAAUCGGACGCUCUCCAGAAGGAGGGAUCCGAGAAUGCAGGCCUGAAAGACCAGCGGCUGGCCCUGGAGUGGGUGCACAAAAACAUUGGCGUAUUCGGAGGCGACCCUGAUCGCAUCACCAUCUUCGGCCAGUCUUCUGGAGGCCUGUCCGUGGGCAUGCAAAUCAUGGCGUAUGGUGGAAACAAGCCGGUCCCGUUCCACCAAGGUAUCUGCGAGAGUCAGGCCCUGGAGCCCGGCAUCACGGGCAACUUCACCAUCGAUGCGAUGAAGGCUCUGGUGGACCACGUCGGCUGCAACACGAGCGACUUGCACUCCAAAGACACGGUUCAAUGUCUCCGAAAAUUCGACAUGCAGACGCUUCUGAACGCGUCGCUGGCAACAUACCAGAGCGACAUUGCGCAUAACAUUGGCGACAUCUGGCUGCCUGUUGUGGACGGCGACUUCCUCCCAGCGGCACCAUCCCGACUUAUCAAGGAGCGCAAAUUCGCCAAUGUGACUACCAUGAUCGGUUGGUGCGACAAUGAUGUGACGUUCUUUACCGAUACUGCUAUCAAGACGGCCGACGACACGCUCAAGUUUAUCUCGGCGUACCUUCCCGACGUGACGAGCUCCAACAUCAACAAGCUCCUUGCGCUCUACCCGGCGGCCGAUUUCCCGGCAGACAAGGCUGCGGGACUGUCAAGCGAAUUUUAUCGCUCGGCCAGGAUUUUCAGGGACAUCCUCAUGACGUGCCAGCCGACGUGGUACGCCGAGCACAUUGCGUCCGCCGGCAACGACGUGUACCUCUACAACUGGAACCAAACGAUCCUGGACCCUGUGCUGGAAGCGAUCACUAACCAGACCGGGUUUGGCCCCAUUCACACGUCCGAGUUUGCCUACAUCUUUGGCAACCUUUCGCACUACGACAUCAACGGCUAUCCUUUCCACCCGAGCAAGUCCGACUAUGCGCUACAGCACCGCGGUUCGAGAUCCUGGUCUACGUUUGCCUCCAUCGGCCAGCCUGGCCAGCGCGGACGCGACACCUUCCACGGAUUCACGACAGCGUUUCCUGGUGGCAAGGAGACCGAUGUCUUUGUUGUAGGCGGGCCGCAUGAAGGUCUUUCGGCAUUUGAUGGGCCGAGGGCGCAUCCCGCCAUUCAAGGCCAGAAGCUGAAGGAGAGGUGCGCUUUCAUCAACUCGCCCGAGAUGAUUGACCAAUUGCGGUACUAG